GAGCAAAACUUCAUGUCGCUCUCGCUCGCGCAGCAGUCCUCCAAAUUUUUUCGAUAAACAAAGUGCGGUUUUCGGCGUUGUUCCACGUAAGAGUAAUAUUUUUCAGGUUUUUUGUACGGUUUCCCCCUUAUCAAUCCGGUAAUAAGAAUCUUUGUCUGAAAAAAAAACGGUGGAUUCGGGAUUCCCAGUAGAACGGCCAACUGAAUAAACAAUGGUUUGUGGACAUAGCGAUUACAAUCGUGCGUGAUGGAUUUGAGGAUGUGUGUAUUGACGUGCCCAAAUUGGUGAAUCUGCUGCGGUACGAAGGAAUCUCCUUUUUGAAUGUCGUACGAUCUCAGUGUCGUAUAAUCCAGUGAUCUUCCGGUUUGUUGGUUUGACAACGGUAUUGAGCAACGGUUCGAAGUGAAAUGCGUCCCCGGAAAACGUUUCUUAUAGCGGCCAUUCUGGUUGGGUGGGUGUUCACGACGUACCUGAUCUUUCUGAAGAACUUCAAAGAUCCCAGUCCGCAUAAGAAUCGAGAAAUGCUCGAAAAGGUUCGAUACCUGGAGCAGAACAUUCAAGUGGUCGAAGAGAACCGAGAUAAAUUGUACCGGGAAAUAAUCAACAUACUUCAAAAAGAGGACAAGACGACCAGCACCGAGACAAUUCCACUGGUAGCGAACAAUGUGGAUUUGGGUGAAAUUCCGGCACAAAUUGCAGAGACCCCACCGCGACCGGAAGCGGAUGUAGCAUUAAGUAAACUGCAGCAAAAGUUCAUCAACGAUGACAUCAAUAGCCCGGUCAUUCCGGUACUGGUGUUUGCCUGUAACCGACUGUCGGUCAACCGGUGCCUGGAUGAUCUGAUUAAGCAUCGGCCACGGGCGGAUCAGUUCCCGAUUAUUGUCUCGCAGGACUGUGACGAUGAACCCACGCGGAAUAUGAUCUUGUCCUACAAGGACAACGUAACGCUCAUCCGCCAGCCGGAUCAAUCGGACAUCACGGUUCUUCCGAAGGAGAAAAAGUACAAGGGUUACUACAAGAUUUCCCGCCACUAUGGCUGGGCGCUGAAAACGGUGUUCCGGCAAGGUUUCGAGUCGGUCAUCAUCGUCGAGGACGACCUUAGCAUUGCGCCGGACUUUUACGAGUACUUCCUGGGGACGUACCCCAUCCUGAAAAAAGACCGCUCAUUGUGGUGCAUUUCGGCCUGGAACGACAACGGGAAGGAGGGUCUAAUCGAUGGCGGCGCGGGAGAUUUGCUCUACCGGUCGGACUUUUUCCCCGGACUCGGCUGGAUGAUGACCAAGGAGCUGUGGCAGGAGUUGGCGCCCAAGUGGCCGAAAGCUUUUUGGGACGACUGGAUACGACAACCAGAGCAGCGAAAAGAAAGAGCUUGUAUCCGACCAGAACUGCCUCGUACACGAACUUUCGGGAAGGUUGGAGUAUCAAAUGGCCUAUUCUUUGAUAAACACCUUAAGUAUAUAAAACUCAGUGAAGAUUUUGUCAGCUUUACGAAAAUGAAUCUUACGUAUUUGCAAAAGAGUAUCUACGAUGAGAUAUUCUUGAAGGCUGUCUAUCAAAGUCCGGUAGUGACUUUGGAUGAACUGAAACGUGGACUUGUGACUACAAAAGAACCAGUGCGAAUAACCUAUCUAACCAAAGAGCAGUACAAACGAGCGACGAAGAGUUUAGGACUGAUGGACGAUUUUAAGAGUGGUGUCCCACGCACUGCUUAUCGCGGUGUAGUAUCAUUCUUCUACAAUGGGCAGCGAGUCUAUUUGGCACCGAACACCAACUGGAAAGGGUACGAUUUAACCUGGAGUUAACAGCAACGGAUAGUCUACUACCAGCAACGUUCAAGUUUUAGUCUAUUUUUAAGCAAUCUUUUGAAGUUAAUUUAAACUUUGCUAAAAUAUAAAAAAAAAACUACCGGCUUGAGGUAGCCGAACCAAUCAAGCAUUUCCCCACAGCUACUACAGUGCUAAAAAUUAACAGACUGAAAACUAUUGAUGUUCCCUGAAGGAAAUGCGAUGCUCAAGAUAGGCCUCGACAACACAGAUUGCCAACACUGUUACAAUAUCCCAUCCCGGCCCGGCAAAAGAUAGCAGCAUCACACUAACUUUCAUUCCUGUUUAUGAUUUUUUUUAUUAAAAUUACGUUUUCUUUUGAAAAUACUUAAGUUGUUUCGGUAACACCGUGUUCCAAUAAAAAACUUUUUAUGUUACCUUAUGCAAUUUGUAAGUCUCUAUGAGAGUAUUUCGGAAACACUCCUAGAACAUCAAAUUAUGCACUGCUAAAAUUCUGCCUUUGUAUAAGUACCUACGGUUAAUCCAAUCGUUUUUCAUCGGAUUUUUAAUCACUUUUAUGUUUUAGUACACAUUUUAAGAUUUUUUUUAUAGACUUAGAUGUCUAUAAAAUGAAGAAAUUGCAAAGAUAUCAUUACUAUUGAGACUUUCGGCUUUCAUUUCUAAACUUGUAGAAACGUUUUCUAUUUUAUACGGUAUUUUAGGAAAAAAUACUAAAAUUAUGCCUAUGGUGAAUAUGCACCAAAAUCAUAAACCAUAAAGAAUAUUUAUUUUGGGGUAUUCAGGGACUGCUAAUGAGUAUGACUUUGAUGAUUUCGAAGGAGUCUUCACUUAGUUAAAUACCAAAAUUUUGAAAAUAAAUUAAAAUAAUUGAAAUUGUUUCUACUUGGAGAAAAAAAAUUUAAAUUAAAAUAAAUUUAAUCAUAUUUAUAUACAUACCUACCUACCCAUUUUUUCCAAAACAACACAAAAAAUAAACUAAUAAUAGGAGACAUAACAGCAGUGACAAAGGUUGCAGAAAAAGUUUUUUCAGUGUAACAUAGGAUAAUUUCUGUACCAAGUACCUAGUUUAUUCCCUUUACUCUAAGUUUGACCUGUUACCACCGCACCGGCAAAUCGAUAAAACACAUAUGCAGUGUCUCGAUUUUCGAUUAUCGCCUCGUCGGUGUUUAUGUAUUUAGACGCUGUCCAUAAACUACGUAGACUUUUUUUCGGCCAUCUCAGACCCCCCCUCCCCCCUCGUAGACUUUUGUUCAUACAACAUUUUCAAAAUUUGUAUGGAGCGUAGACUUUGGCCAGACCCCCCCCCCCCCCCCCCCCCCUAAGAGUCUACGUAGUUUAUGGACAGGCCCUAUGUAUCACGCGCGUGAUUUGAAUGUUAGUUUACUAUAUGUUGGUCGGGUACAAGCAUCAUAGGUUUAGAUUUUAAUUUAUUUUACCGAAGACAUGUUGAACCAGUAACAAGCAACUACACCUGAGAAGCUACGCUAAAUCAAUGCAGCAAUUGAUUAAAAAUGAUUUAUAGGAUGAUUUUGUUUUGAAUUUGAUACUAGUCAAAACGUUUAUCGGACAUCUUUUGAAAUGCCAGUAUCUUGAUUAUAAAAAAAAAUGAAUGGCAUUUAAAUUAUGUGUUUUAUAAAAGAGAAAAGAAGGAGAAAGCAAUACUGUAAGGAUAUAUUGUUUUAAAAAAAAGAACAGACACUGUCUAGAGAUCGCAAGAAUGAGCCAAAUCUGAAAAACACCUAACCCAACACUAUACUUCUUGAAUUAAAAUGCUCAUAUCUCAUCCAGACCCACGUGAGUUAUUCCAUCACAAUCAUACUAACAUAAGAAAAAAAAACCUGUAUGUAUAAAAUUCCAUGGUUCACCUGCUACCUGUUUCAUAAAAGAACAAUGCACAAAAAAAUAACAAAACUAUGAAAAUGAAGAAGAUCUCAGAAUGGUUUUGGUGGUGAAUUUCUAACUGUAGCAAAGGAGAACAUUAUGAUACACUAUAACAUUGAAAGUAAUAAGGAUAUAAAAUAAAAUUAUAUAUUCGCCUGUGAUUGGCAGUGAUACUGUA
Messenger RNA from Aedes albopictus (Asian tiger mosquito), 3843 nucleotides. Its product is annotated as alpha-1,3-mannosyl-glycoprotein 2-beta-N-acetylglucosaminyltransferase. Bases 408 to 1802 code for a protein of 464 amino acids. NCBI's taxonomy places the organism in Eukaryota, Metazoa, Arthropoda, Insecta, Diptera, Culicidae. Gene Ontology annotation, molecular function: alpha-1,3-mannosylglycoprotein 2-beta-N-acetylglucosaminyltransferase activity. The record is from RefSeq and is a predicted model, not a curated record. Gene Ontology annotation, cellular component: Golgi apparatus. The transcript has 5 exons. Gene Ontology annotation, biological process: protein N-linked glycosylation.